AUGAAUUAUACAAUUUCAGAGAAAAGCAUGAAUUUGAGGAGAAGUUAAUUGUAAAAACUAGAUUUUUCCAGUUCAGAUUCUGAAGAUUAUAGAAAGCAGCCAUAUUCUUGUAAUUAUAAUAUUUCAAAAUGAAGACGACUUUUAUACUCCUUCUGCACAUACACUUCUCUCUACAGGGUGUUCAGCAUUUAGCUCCAGUCUUUGCGGCCGACAGGUCUUCCAAAUCAAUGGAGAUGGUGAAAAAGGUCGGAGGCAUUACUGGAGGAAAUUCUGGAGACCAGAAGUCAAUAUUUUCAAACAUUCUCUCAAAUAUUGGAGCUCAAUUAGAGCAAUUGUUUGAGGAGGAUUACUCGGAGCGAAGAUUAAAGGAUAAGGUUGGGAAGCAGUAUAAUGAGGAUGAUGAAGACGAGGGUAAUAUAUCUAAUAUUGUCGUCUUCCCUUCAUGUUCAGCAUCCUCAGAGAUAUGUCAUCCAGGAGGAGAUAAUAUUGUUUGCGGUGAGCCUGCGAGGGGAGGACGGAUUGUGAACGGUGUAGACACUUCUCCAGGCCAAUAUCCUUGGACAGUUGGAAUCCAGUUUGUGGACAAACUUUACUGCGGAGGCAGUUUAAUUACAAACCUUUUUGUCCUCACAGCGGCCCACUGUUUAAAGGGGAUUAAUCAGUCUCGUUUAAAACUUGUUUUGGGAGAUCAUGACCGGAAUCUAAGGGGACCUGGUCAAACUUACAGAACCGUGGCCAACACUUUUAUACACGAUAACUUUGAGAAGAAAACUUUCAACAACGAUAUUGCGCUCAUCAAAAUGAAUUCACCGAUUGAUUUCUCCUCCCAUAUAAGACCAGUGUGCUUGCCCACUUUUGACAGAAGCUAUAACGGUCAUAAUACAACCGUAGUUGGAUGGGGGAAGUUGAGUGAGGGUGGAUCCCCAUCAGAUCUACUGCAGGAGGUUUUAGUCCCAGUUAUUCCUCAACGAAAAUGCCGCCGAAAUACAAGAUAUCACUCUAAAGAGAUCACUGAGAAUAUGUUUUGUGCUGGAUACGAUAAGGGUAAACUAGAUGCAUGUCAGGGAGAUAGUGGAGGACCUAUGGUUUGGAGGGGCGAUGAGACGAGUGCUUUCACCCAAAUAGGUGACACAAAGUUUUUUUUUUUUUAAAUUGAUGUUUUAAUUU
This is a messenger RNA of Eurytemora carolleeae, 1167 nucleotides long. RefSeq names its product trypsin-1. Gene Ontology annotation, molecular function: serine-type endopeptidase activity. NCBI's taxonomy places the organism in Eukaryota, Metazoa, Arthropoda, Copepoda, Calanoida, Temoridae. The record is from RefSeq and is a predicted model, not a curated record. Gene Ontology annotation, biological process: proteolysis. The transcript is spliced from 13 exons. The coding region runs from base 129 to 1151 and encodes 340 amino acids.